This is a messenger RNA of Portunus trituberculatus (swimming crab), 1484 nucleotides long. RefSeq lists its product as uncharacterized. The transcript is spliced from 4 exons. The record is from RefSeq and is a predicted model, not a curated record. NCBI's taxonomy places the organism in Eukaryota, Metazoa, Arthropoda, Malacostraca, Decapoda, Portunidae. The coding region runs from base 431 to 982 and encodes 183 amino acids.
AAAAAAAAAAAAAAAAAAAACAUGGGUAGAGAUCAAACAUUUCGAAAGAUAACUGCUAGAUACUUUGUCAAAGGUAUUGAAGAACUUCUCAUGACAUCCCUGACCUGAGUUAGGAGCGACGCGUGACCGCGACUGGCGGCCGCUUUCUUAAACAUCUAAAAAUUCGUUUUGUAGGUCAGCACACCACUGUGGUGUGGUAGCACCCGAAACCUAAGUUUUGAUUUCUUAAACGCUGGCGCACCGACCCGUGUGUUGUUAGGUAGACAACGAUACUCGUACUCUAGCAUCCCAUAGAAAUGCGGACGAUUCGCAAGUGUUGGUACCCCUCCUCGUAGAAGAUUGGCAGGCCUGUGUAUCAGCUGAUGUAAACAAAGCGCCAUUUUCAACCAGUUCAUGCUGGAGUGUACACGCUUCUCGCAGCUCAACACCAAUGGCUACCAGGGACCUAAAAGGCACACCACUCUCUUACGCCCAGAAGUUGUAUCUCGUGAGACAAAUUAGAGAUCACCCUGUGGUACACACGAAACCUUCAAACUACACUAGUAUACUGGAGAGAAAAGCCGCGUGGGAGACAAUAACUAAGAACUUCAAUGUAUGUUUCUCCAUGGCGGAGCCCAAGAAUACUCAUCAGCUGAAGAAGACUUGGGAGUACUUAAAGAAUAAAGUGAAGAAGGAUCACAGCAGGUACAUCCGGGAAACCCAUCAGACUGGUGGUGGGCCACCACCAGCCCCACCAAAACCAGCUGAUGAGGUAACGCUGAUUGUACAGCUGAUCCUUAAUAAUAGGCUGCCAGUACCUGACGACAUCUUUGAUAGUGAAUUUGUAGAAGCAUGCGUACUGGCCCGACUCAAUUCCACAGCACUGGAAUGUGCUGACACACCUGAAGCUGCAGGACAGCAGCCAGCACAAGAUCUGGUCUUGGACAACCCUGGCAGUCCACUUAUCAUCAGGAGUGAGGACUGUGAAACGCGGCGAGACUGACGGUGAUGUUUGAAAUAUACCACUAAGGAAUAACUCAUCUGCAAGUACUCCGACAGCCACCUCGGCAGACUCGCCAUGCAUGGUAGGUUUUCAGGUCACCGCGGAACUCAUGCAGCCACGAUGCAGGGUGGUGCACCAUCAGCGGUAGUUCGCCCAACAAACAUGUCGCCUUAUGGGAUGCGUUGCUCACUUAACAGACACUUGACGGUGUAAGAUGGCAACAGCUCAAGCAGGGAGUGAACUCAUAAUUGGGUUAGGUUUAAGAUGAACAACACUUUUAAGCUAAUUCCAUAAUGGUUGUCCUCCUCUGCGUGUGUGUGCAAUAAGUUAAAGCUAAACACACACACACACACACACACACACACUGACAUGUGGAAUCUCCCAGAACACCAAAAUUAAUCCAUUGUGUUUCCUCUUAUAUGACGCUUUCACUAACACGCCCCAUCGCUGGAAGUACGCGUGGACGACUUUUUUGUUUUUUUUUUGUUUUUGUUUUUUGUUU